Rubroshorea leprosula is the source of this 1428-nucleotide messenger RNA. NCBI's taxonomy places the organism in Eukaryota, Viridiplantae, Streptophyta, Magnoliopsida, Malvales, Dipterocarpaceae. The record is from the annotation of a GenBank genome assembly.
CGUUUUUGUUUCAGCAUUUUCUCAGCUCUAGGAACCCCAUUUCUCUCUUGGAACAUUUUGCUUUCCCCCAUUAUUGGGUUUUUCAGAUCAGAGGAUUUUAGAAAACUGGGGGAUGGUUUCUUGCUUCAUGAGAAUUUGAGAUUUGCUGUGCCAACACCUUGAGCUAUGUUCUGCUGCGGAGGUGAGGAGGAUGAUUACAAUGGUCCACCAGCAAACCAAAGUCAAGCCCCACCUAGAGGUGGCAAUCCAUAUGGCCCUGGCAGUGGAGAGCCGAAGAGUUCCAAUGUAGUUAAAAGUGGUGGAGCUCCUCAGAAAGUCCUCCCCAUUGAAAUUCCAGCUAUCCCAUUAGAUGAGUUAAAUAAGUUGACUGAAAAUUUUGGACAAAAAGCUUUGAUUGGUGAAGGUUCUUACGGCCGGGUUUUCUAUGCCAAAUUAAGAAAUGGACAGGCUGCAGCAAUAAAGAAGCUGGAUACCGGUGCUUCUCAAGAACCGGACAAUGAUUUUGCAGCACAGUUAUCAGUAGUUUCAAGACUUAAGCAUGAGCAUUUUGUGGAGAUGAUGGGAUACUGUUUGGAGGCAAAUAAUCGAAUCCUGGUAUAUCAGUUUGCAACAAUGGGUUCUUUGCAUGAUGUAUUACAUGGGAGGAAAGGUGUGCAGGGAGCUGAACCAGGUCCAGUUCUAAGCUGGAACCAAAGAGUGAAAAUUGCCUAUGGUGCAGCAAAAGGCCUUGAAUUUUUGCAUGAGAAGAAUCAGCCACCUAUAGUUCAUAGAGAUGUCAGAUCAAGCAACGUUCUCCUUUUCGAUGACUUUUUGUCCAAAAUUGCUGAUUUUAGCUUGACAAAUCAGUCCUCUGACACGGCAGCUCGACUGCAUUCAACUAGGGUCUUGGGUACCUUUGGUUACCAUGCUCCAGAGUAUGCUAUGACAGGGCAGAUAACCCAGAAAAGUGAUGUCUAUAGUUUUGGAGUCGUUCUUCUUGAGCUCUUGACAGGGAGAAAACCAGUUGACCAUACAAUGCCUAAAGGACAGCAGAGCCUUGUUACCUGGGCAACUCCAAGAUUGAGCGAAGACAAGGUGAAGCAAUGCGUGGAUCCCAAACUAAACAACGACUACCCACCAAAGGCAAUUGCCAAGCUAGCAGCAGUUGCAGCCCUUUGUGUUCAGUAUGAGGCAGACUUUCGUCCAAACAUGACAAUCGUUGUCAAAGCUCUUCAGCCUCUUCUCAAUGCGAAACCCGCAGGACCAGAGCAUCAAGCAUGACAUAUAUAUGUACACAUCUUAACCAUAAAACAGCAGACCUUGACUCAUGUAAUUUGCAACUUUUUGCAUCUAAGUAUGUAACCCUAGGAGGGUUUAUAUUUGUUGACAACAGUGAUUAGUUCUUGAACUAGCAUUGUUCAGAAAGUUUAAUAGAUUGUAAAACAUUUU